Molecule: messenger RNA, 561 nt
Organism: Clonostachys rhizophaga
Lineage: Eukaryota; Fungi; Ascomycota; Sordariomycetes; Hypocreales; Bionectriaceae
Source: the annotation of a GenBank genome assembly
AUGCACUUUGCUUCACUCCUUGUCCUGAGCUGUGCUGCUCUUAGUGCAGCUCUCACACCGACGCAGAUCAGCAACAAAUUUAAGAAGAUGGAGAAUAUCUCCACUCGCUGCAUCAAUAAGGCCCAAAAGCUCGAGGCCAAGGACGGUACCAACAUCAACAGCCCAUCAAGUCGCUUCCAGGAUAUUUUCAAAGGCAUUGAUGAGAUUGACCGUCUAGCCAACGAAAUAUCUGUCUCUGUCGAAGCUUUGCCCUCCCAGUAUAGCAGUUCUGAUUCUACCAUAGUCAUGAAUGGUUAUUCCAGCUGGAGCAGUCAGCACCAGGAAGUGUACGUCAACCUCAACUACGCACGACAGCCAUUCGCUGGCAUGGCUCCUGUCUGCAACGCUAUCCGUGACUCGAUCUCGAAGGACCAGGAGAGUCUGGACCGUCUGGGAAUUGCUCUCCUUAACAAAGUCGCUACUUCCGAUCGAUAUGUCGUCACCCGCAUACGAGCCGGCCUUGGCAGGCAAGCAAGUGGUGUUAAGAGGAACUAUUGUGAAGGGAUCAACAGCGGAGAGUGA